CGAGGAAGUGUGCUAAAAAUAUCAUAUUUCAUCAAUAAAAGUGAACUUUGAAAGACAAUGUGUUGGACAUAUUUUUAUCUGACUAUAAAUUUAUGUGAUUUCUCACCCGCUGAGAGAAAACUAUUUAACCUUUUCCAACGUAGUUCACCCCGAUCUUCUUUCUGAUUGCUGUUUCCAACACGAUCCAUUGGUGAGUUUUAACACACGUUGUAUUUUCAUGUAGUUUUAUUGUUUACAUUUUGUGUAGAGUUCAUGUGCACUGGCGGCCGUGAGGACAACGUAUUAUCGUAUUUUAAAACUGUGAAUUGACGGGUAAUUACGGCAAACACUUGAAUAUAUAGAUUGUUAUGUACUUCACUAAAUAUUUUAACAACGAUUUUGGUUGUAUUUUGUUUACAUUCCCCCCCAAUUUUCCACGUCCAUUUGAGACAAUAAAAAACGACAUGAAGGCACGCGUGUUUAAACUUAAGCUUUUAUAUUGCCAAUCCCUGCUGUUAUCAAGUGAGAACAUAAAGUAAUUGUUUCAUUGUACACGCUAGAAAUAUAGUAUUCGUUAGCAAAUCAAUACAAUUGAGAGAUCUACAAGUCGACCUGUGAAGCGUACCUUUUGAUGGCAAAAUGCCUACUUUAAUUGGACAUUUCCUUAAAAAUCUCCUUCACUUUAUUUUUAGUAUAAUUCAAAAUGACGAAACCUAAAAGGAAGGCUGUGCGUAAUACGAAAACCUGUAGUCUACUUUCAAUGUUGGUGCUGACAAGCAGUUUUUUUCUCGUUGAAAUAAUCGUUGGAUAUAUCACAAGGUCUGUGGCUCUGGUUGCCGAUUCAUUUCACAUGCUGUCUGAUGUAAUAUCCUUAAUAGUCGGCUUCUUUGCUUUGCGGUACUCAAAAAAAUCAGGCCAGACCGAUCGAAACACAUUUGGCUGGCAAAGGGCUGAAGUUCUAGGCGCUCUCAUAAAUGCCGUAUUCUUGGUAGCCCUAUGCUUUACGAUUUUUAUCGAAGGCCUCAAACGUUUAGUGGAAGUCGAGCCAAUCCACAACCCAUGGUUGGUCCUAAUUGUCGGCGGUGCUGGCCUGCUAAUUAAUGUGAUAGGUCUGUUCCUGUUCCAUAAUCACGGACAUGGUCAUUCGCAUGGUGGCGGGGGCCAUGGUCACUCGCAUGGUCAUUCGCAUGGCGCUGUCAGGAAUGGUAACAGCACUCCCUCGAUACAGACAGGUGAAAUGAUUCUCCCAAAUAUGGGCAAUGUUGAGAAUGGCGAGGUGGCCGAAAUUGAAGAUCAGGGCAAUGACAUGUUCGGUAGUUCAUAUUUGAGAGAUGCAAAAGAGAUUCAAAAAUUUGCAACAGGUUUGUUAUUCUAUUAUGGCUAAUAGUAUUCUAUGUCUUUCAAUUAGGUGGGGCAAUUAAUGUUGUAUAUAUGUCAUCAGCAUAGAUGAUCAACCAUGCCAAACAUAAAUAACAUAUCUUAAAUUUGUGGUGGAUUCUUAUAACUAUAAUCUCUACAUAAAAUAUAAACUUAAAAGCCUUUUUAUACAAGCUGACAAGUGUCUCGUUUUAUCUCAAAGUGGAAAUCUCACAUAGUGUAUAGUAAGAAAAUAUGGUGUUUCUAGAUUGAGGGUAAACAUUUUUUAAUACUUUUGAAAUUUAAUAAUUUAAUUUUGGCCAUAUAUAUUAAUAUACAGUGUACUCGUUCAUUAAUUAUUGCCUGAGGAAAAGGGCUGCAUUUAUAUUGGACAAUGAGAAAAUCUCAAUUUAAAAUUUACAACUGAAACAAACAAUUCACAUUGGCACUGCAAAUGUACAGAAUUGAUGUGGUAAUCGUGAAUAAAUACGUGACAUUAAUGUUCCCAUGUCAAUUAUGGUAAAUUUCUUCUCGAAGAGUCUUCUCAUCGUGUACACGUGUUAAAAAAGCCUCUUCGUUUUCCCAUACAAGUGAUAUCUGCUUAGCCAUGGUUGCUCUCUUAAUAUUAUUGCCCCCGACGAGCGGGAAUAUUACUUCUCGAUGUUGACGGAUUGAUUUAAAAUAAAACCGCAAAACCGCGCCGCAAGAAACGUGUGUUUAUGAGUUCACUGUAGUCUACGGUGCGUAUUUAAAUUCCAAUCACUCCUAGCCAAUUCUUUUAGCCAACUUAUGGACAUCGAAAAGUGUUUUAGAAAUAUAAAACAAUGAUAGAAAUCGAAAAAGUUGAAUCAAACAUUCAAUUCUUUCUCUGAUGUUGACAUAUUAUUAUCACUAAACUCUAAUUGAACAAUUAAUUCUUCGUCAUCUCCGAGUGGACUUAGCGUGUCAAUCUUUCAUCUCGUCACGGAUACCAUGUAAUCGCUGAGAAUUGAAACUUUCAUGCUGUGAUCUAUACCGGUUGUACUGUCUGUACUCUCACUCUGUAGACAAAACCGAAAAAUUAACAAAAUUUCGCUUUCGGAAUUUCGUUAUUGUUUGCUGUGUUGGUGUAAUGUACUCAGGUGAAUAUGGUGUUUGUGAUGUUACUCUGAGUGUGCAUCCACACCGGGCAAGCUUGAAAAAUAUGCCUGGCCACGGUGGGAAUCGAAGGGUCAUCGAACCUACGACCUUUGGAAUACUAGCCCAAUGCUCUCCCAACUGAGCUACGCGGUCAGGUCGGUUCAAGUAUGUGAUAUUUCAGAACUGAGUCUAGUUCCUUCGGAUAUCAAUGUAAAUUUCGCUAUUGUUUUCACAUUCGUGUCGCCACAAUAUAGGCAUGCAGAGUUCAUCCCCAUAGAUUUCAAUGCGCAAUGUCGCUUGUCGAAUAGUUUACCUUAACAGGCGUCUUUAUUGAUACAGUAGGAUAUAUGUCUCGUUAUCAUUGUUCGACAUACAAUCUACUAAAUACAAGAUACCAUAUAAACAUUAAAGAACUCCGGGGUUUCUGACCAUAGCAAGCACUAACACAAUAACUCAAUAAGCGGCACAGUCACUCUGUUCGAUGUUCUUUGUUAUUUUUAAAAAGAUAUGUUUUGAAAGGGUCAUAGCACUUGUCCAAAUAUGUCCGGAACAAUUAGUGUGCAAUAAUCAGUGGACAACUUGCAUGUUAGACUAAAUUUUAAUCUAAGUAAAGAGAAGGGAAUCAAACACCACCGCUGAAAAGAACAUGAAGAAAUUAGUAAAAUUGCAAAAUUUGGUUGCGAAAUGUUUGUAAAGCUUGGAAAAUAUAGUCUUGCAAAGUUUGCACAUUUUGUAUAUAAAUCUGUUCAAAUUUCUGUAGUUAUCGUGAGAGAGAAAUCAGUGGAACUGCCUACAUGCGCAUCAACAGAUCCAGAAAAACACUCCCUUCAUAAAAAGAAAGUCACUAGCAGUGCACAGAUGAAUAUGCGAGCUGUCUACCUCCACGUACUAGGCGAUGCAUUGGGUUCAGUAAUUGUCAUCGCGAGCGCUUUGUGUAUUAUAUACGGAGACGGUGACUGGACUCUAUACGUUGAUCCAGCGAUGAGUUUGAUCAUGGUGUUGAUUAUCAUGAAAUCCUCUGUGCCUUUGUUAAAGGAGUCUGCAUUAAUCCUCAUGCAAACCGUGCCUACCCAUAUCAAGAUACAAGAAGUACGAGAGAGAUUACUGGAGCAAGUCGAGGGAGUGCUGAGCUUACACGAAUUCCACGUCUGGCAGUUGGCCGGAGAUAAAAUUAUUGGUAAGGGACCGGUCAUUAUUUAUGGCGGGGGGGUGGCAAGGAAGAGAAAAGGGUUGGGUAAACAAAAUUUUGAGUUAGUAAAAGGUUGGGUAAAUGAAAAACAAAACAACUCAAGGGUUGGGUAAUAAAAAUUUAUUGUCAUUUUCAAAGCAUGACCCACUGAAAUAUUGAAGACUGAAAAGCAAUGUCAACAGUCAUUUGUCAAUACAAUACGUGAAUCAAUCAGAGUCACUAUCUUGAUCAUUUUGACAAAACAAAUUGUGUCUCCAAAGAAAGUACAUGCGCAGACAACAUGAAACUUUAGACUGCAGAAAAUUUCACAAGCCGUUAUCAAACUCAUGUCAUAGAAGUGAUAAAGGACAUGUAUGACAACUGAAUGGUAUCCUUUUAAGUUUUUGGCCAGGGGUGAGUAAAAAGUACUGGAGACAAAACGUACUUAAGUAAAAAGUACAAAGUAUCCUUAAAAAAUACUUGAAGUACAAAGUACAAGUAAAAGCACUAUUGUCUAUAGCGUUUAGGGGGAGGGGCUACUCCAAGGAUUGACAUACAAAAGACACGCAUUAUAUGCGUGCGCCAUAAUAUACAAUAAUUCACGGCAUGGUCUACAUUCUAGACCCCGUUGAAGAUAAGAAAUCCAUUAAAUAAAUAAUGCUUAUAAGUAAGUCACAAACAAGAGAUCCCAGACGCAUGUAGAGGUCCUAUAUUACCUAUGUAUCCCAAUAUUAAAAUAAAUCGGGAAUAAAUCACGUAAAAUUAAACAGAUGUGGGAAACUAACGAAAUACUUCGCCACAAAAUGAAAAUAACGAAGUAAAACGUUACUUCUUAAAAUGACUUCGUUCCAAGUAAAAGUACUCCAGAAAAAGUUUACUUUGUUACAUUCUCACUUCUCAAAAAUAGUACUCAAGUACAGUAACGAAUUACAUUUACUUCGUUACUUGACACCACUGCUUUCGCGUCUUCUCGGAUAAGGACGUUAAAAUCGUAGGUACGUCGGUCCCCUAUCAAUUGCGCAAUAGCCUGUUGGGAAAUAGUCCGCUCACCAAUGAGUGAGAAUCUCAAUAAUAAACUCCCGAGAUUGAAUCAAAAUUUUAAAAUCCUACCUUUUCAGCUUCAGCGCACAUUACAUGUCGCUCGAUGGCGGAGUACAUGCCGAUUGCAAACAAGGUGAAGGAUUUCUUUCACAACGAAGGGAUCCAUUCCACGACCAUCCAGCCUGAAUUCAUCGAAGAUCCUCCUAAGAAUCUGGAACUCAACAACUGUGUGCUAGGCUGUGGGGAAGACAAAGAAUGUGGCGCUCAGCGGUGUUGUCCGGAGGCUGUUAGACAGAGAAAGAAGACAUCUGAUCAAGCUGGGAAAAGUGGCAGUUCUUCUGAAGAAGUUGGAGAGACUUCACAUAUUACAAAUGUCUGAUAGCACAAACAGUCUGACAACUGUUCUUAAACAGAAGAAAGUCUGAGAACUGUUCUUAAAUAUGCUCCAGGACUGGCUAGUUGUCCGCUUAGGGUUAUAAUUUUCUACCGUAUGAAGCUUUAUAUAUUAUAGAAGAGACUUUAAAUUAGGUUGAUAAUGGUAGAUAACGGUUACUAGAGAUUUGCUGCGAGUUGUUUCGCUUAAAAUUGAAACACAUUAUUUAUAUCAAUUAUUGUUAAGAUACGAAACCUAAUAUAUAGAUGGUUGAUUCACUUUUCUUUGUUUGUUGUUUCAUGUACUGGCAGUCUGGUCUGCAG
Messenger RNA from Paramuricea clavata, 5359 nucleotides. The record is from the annotation of a GenBank genome assembly. Lineage: Eukaryota; Metazoa; Cnidaria; Anthozoa; Malacalcyonacea; Plexauridae.